Molecule: messenger RNA, 3427 nt
Organism: Toxorhynchites rutilus septentrionalis
Lineage: Eukaryota; Metazoa; Arthropoda; Insecta; Diptera; Culicidae
Product: aminopeptidase N-like
Exons: 5
Coding region: 47-3019 (990 amino acids)
Biological process (GO): proteolysis; peptide catabolic process
Cellular component (GO): cytoplasm
Molecular function (GO): zinc ion binding; peptide binding; metalloaminopeptidase activity
Source: RefSeq, a predicted model, not a curated record
GAGCUCCGAGUCCAAUCAGUACAAACGUGAAAUUGAGACGAUUAGGAUGAUCACCUUGAGGUGGAUUCUCCUGUGCGGAUUCGCUCUAGCUGCAGGUAUCACGGCAACCGGCGAAGGACCACUGUCGAGAAAAGCUGAUGUCGAACCGCCACUUGCUACUCCCCAGUUAGAAAUUACCAAAGAUGGAAUCGCAGCAUUCCAAGAAGUAGAUGAAUCCUACCGGCUGCCCAACACCACGUUUCCGACCCACUACGACAUCCACCUGCGCUCCGAGGUCCACACAGGUGACAGGAACUUUCAUGGAUCCGUAGACAUACAUCUUAGAGUGCUAGAGCCAUCCAACAACAUUGUAGUCCAUCAUCGUGGCCUUGCCAUUCAAGGCGCUCAAAUCAAGUCUGUAGACAACCCCCAGCAAGUGGUGAACCUUACAUGGGGCUAUGAUCCACGCGUUGAACAUUUAACGCUGACUAGUCAAACUUUGCUUCAAUCCGCGGAUUACAUCAUGACAAUAACCUUCAGCGGUCGCUUAGCAACUAACGAAGACGGAUUCUAUAUUUCCUCCUAUGUGGACUCCGCGGGUUUGACCAAGUAUUUGGCUACCACACAAUUCGAAUCCACAAGUGCUCGGAUGGCGUUUCCCUGCUACGAUGAACCUGGUCUGAAGGCAACGUUCACUAUUUGGAUAACCCAUCAUAACUCGUAUUCGGCACGAUCAAAUAUGGACUUCUCCAGUGAACAAAUCUUAGACGAACCGGACUACAAUGUGACCAAAUUUGAUAGGACUCCAGUUAUGUCAACGUACUUGCUGGCGUUCGUUGUGUCUGAUUUUGUCUACAUCGGUGACGAACGUCACAGUGUUUACACUCGACCGAACGCAAUAGAUGAAGCCCAAUUUGCUCUAGAGGCGGGCGAAAAGGUUCUCCUGGCCUUGAACGAACAUCUCGGAAUUGAUUAUUAUGCACACUUGCCUGAGAUGAAGCAAUUUGCCAUCCCAGAUUUCGCCGCUGGUGCAAUGGAGAAUUGGGGAUUGGUUACAUACAGGGAACAGUAUUUGCUGUUUAAUGCCUCGUUGAGUACUUAUCGCACGAAAACCAACAUUGCCACUAUAAUCGCGCAUGAAUACGCACAUCAAUGGUUCGGAAAUCUGGUCAGCCCUGAAUGGUGGGAGUAUAUUUGGUUGAACGAAGGAUUCGCCACUUUGUAUGAGUACUAUGCAGCCCACGUUGCCUAUCCUCACGAGGGCUACUGGGAACUGUUCAAUCCACUGGUCAUUCAAGCCGCCAUGGUUCCCGAUGGGUUGGAAAGCACGAGACCGAUGACUGGGAAUGCUGCCUCCCCUGCGGAAAUCGCCCGUCUCUUCGAUCGAGUUGCGUAUCCUAAAUCCGGAAGUGUUCUGAACAUGAUUCGACAUGUUCUCGGGGAAGAAAAUUGGAAAGCUGGUUUGAAGUAUUACCUUUCGGAGAGACAACUUAAGAACGCGAAUGUGGAGCAUUUGCAUGCCGGACUGCAGACGGCCAUCGAAGGGAAAAAUGUCCUCCCAGCUGGGGUUUCCGUUAAGCAGAUUAUGGACACUUGGACGACUGAAAAAGGAUAUCCGGUAUUGAGCGUGAGGCGAUCAUAUGAUAGCGGAGAUAUAAUCCUCUCUCAGGAGCGGUUCAUAUCCGAUCGGAAGGUCCCAAAUAGCAACGUCUGGAUGAUUCCAUUUAACUACGCAUAUCGGUCAGCAAUUGAUUUCACUAACAUAAACCAAUACGACUGGCUUUCGACAAAGGCAGCCCGUAUAGCAUCUCCCGCAUCCGCGAAUGAUUGGAUUAUUUUCAACAAGCAGCAAAUUGGCUUCUAUCGAGUGAAUUAUGAUAUCAGAAAUUGGCAGCUUAUAACAGAUGCGAUGAUCAUGGAUCACAGCAGCAUCCAUCGGUUGAACCGAGCACAGCUGAUUGACGACGCGUACUGGUUGACUCGGUCAGGACGGCUGGAUGUCGAAAUCCUCAUGAAUCUGAUCAUUUAUCUACGUAAUGAAGUAGACUAUGUUCCGUGGGCUGCCGCCAGCAACGUAUUGUCAUACCUUAACGGUAAACUCCGAGGAACUCCAGCUUAUGACGACUUUUUGGUUCUAGUUGACAGCUUGGUCGAGAGAGCAUAUUCCCAAAUUUCCGUAGAUUCAGUCGAUGAGUCCGAAACGGUGCUACAAAAGAACAUGAAACAAACCAUUUCAGCUUGGGCGUGCAUUGCUGCUAGAAAAGAUUGUCUGGAUCGUACGAAGAAUGCUCUAACUAAAGAGGCCGUUGACAAUGUGAUGGUCCAUCCCGAUAUUGCUGGUGUAGUUUAUUGUUACGGUUUGCGCAAUGCUGGGGAGACAGAGUUUGUGCAUUUGUACAGUCGUAUUUAUCCUACCCAGAACUGGGCAUUCAGAACAAUGGUUAUCGAUGCACUGGGUUGUUCACAGAACAAGGAGUUCUUGAAAGCUUUACUACAGACUGCAAUUGCUCCAAAUGGACCAGGUGUAGAGAUCAAUUACAAGAGUAGCGAGCGUACACGCAUCGUGCAGUCGGUUUAUUCUGGUGGACGCGCUGGAUGCGAUGCACUGAUAGAAUUCCUAAUGGAGCCCAAUAUGGUGGACGAGUUUAAUGCUCGCCUGGGGAUCAAUACUCUAAACAGUGUUGUAUCCAACAUAGCUGCACGAACCAACAAUCAGGAGGAACUUGCUAGGCUGAACGAACUGCUGACUAGUUUGGGGAACAAUAUAACACCGGAAACAGCAAGCAAUGCCCGUGCUACGGUUCGCGCGAACAUGGAGUGGCACAGCAGUUACGAAGGUUUGCUUACAACGAAUUUCGUUGGAGAAUAUGCAAACUCUCUCAAACCGGAUCCCACAACCACCGAAACGCCUGGAUCAACCAGCACAAGCGAAGGAACAUCGGCCGUGCCUAGCACCACAGAAGGUGGCGGCGGUGCCAGCAGUAUUGCGAUUUCGCUUAGUUUGCUAGUUGGCACUAUUUAUGUUUGUUUGUUCAACUAAAGCGUAUUUCCUAUUUCAUCGAUUUUUAUCAAUAUAUUUGAAAUAUUAAUAGUUUUUCAUUAAUAUUCUGAUGGGGUUCUCUGAAGAAUCGCUCAUAUUCUUAAGAGUAUAAAAACAUUCAACCACAUACAUUGGUCGACGAUGCAAUAUAUUCUAACGAGCAGAAAAGGUUUUCGUAGCUUGGCCCGAAAUCUAUGAAGAUGAAAAAUGAAUAUCGACUCUCCUCUCCUGUCAACAUGAAUGGAAUAGACUAGAAAAUGAAUUAACGAGCGUUGAGAUGGAUGACAUUGGAUGACUGAUGAACUAUUCUAGCAAAUGAUUAUUCUAAUUGACGUGACUUUUAAAUAGACAUAUCUGUAUCUUCAUUCAACCUGACUUCAAUCCACACUUCUACUCCCCCUGACACGA